Messenger RNA from Fopius arisanus, 3530 nucleotides. RefSeq names its product A kinase anchor protein 200. Lineage: Eukaryota; Metazoa; Arthropoda; Insecta; Hymenoptera; Braconidae. The coding region runs from base 399 to 1475 and encodes 358 amino acids. The transcript has 9 exons. The record is from RefSeq and is a predicted model, not a curated record.
AGUCGGUUGCGCGUUACCAAGCCAAGUGGAUGACUUUCUUCAUGUGCCUCUUGCCCGGACCAUCACUGCAAUCCUACACUCUGUGCAAUCGUGAAAUAGUUUUUUUUAUUCUUCCAUUAUUUUCAUUUAACUCACCCAUUUUAUCCAGUGCACCAAGAUUAAUUAUCGAUACUGCCGGAUAAACCACUGUGAGUUCCAGCUGUGAGAUUGAUUUUAUUUAUUAGUUUUAUUUUUUAUUGUUGGAGUUUGUUCACCCGAGUGUGUGCAUUUGCUAAGAAAGGAUAUCUGAAGUUUUCUGAGGUAAUUCUCUCGAGGAAUUUUUGACGAUCGACGGGGAACACCCGGUGAAUUGAAGUUGGUUGAUUUUUUAAAUAAAAUAAAAUAUACGAUAAAUAAAGAUGGGAGCGCGACACAGCAAAAGGUCCAUGGAUGUUACAACAACACCCAAGAAGGAGGGUUUGCCUGCUGAGGGUGGUGAUGCUGCACCAGUUGGUGAUGGCAAACUUGAGAGGAUCGAAGAGGCCGAUGUCAAGCCAACUACCAAUGGCGUAGGUGCACACACAGAGGCCAGUGAGGACAAAGAUGUUAAGGACAAGGACGCCAAUACGGAGAAGGAGGAGAAGAAGGAGACAAAGGAGGAUGAGGAGGAAAAGGUAGAGGAGACGAAGGCGGAAACGCCGGGUGAAACACCGACCGAAGGUGGUGAUGCAACGACACCAACUGAAGGCACACCAGCCAGUCCCACCUCUGCAACAUCACCAGAUACAAAGGAAUCCAAAAAGAAGGAAAAGACAAAAAAGAAGUGGUCCUUCAGGACGAUAAGUUUUGGGAGAAAGGACAAGACCAAGCCAGUUCGUGAGGACGCACCCAAAAAUGGUGAUGUCAGCAAAGAGGAGCCACUUGCUGAGGGAGGUGAGGAGGCGGAGACAAGCCCAGCAGAAGAGAAAUCGACACCAGCAAGUCCAACAGAGCCAUUGCCAGCAGCUGCCGAGGAUAGUGAGCAAGCAACCCCAGCAGCAGCUACCGACGAUAAGAAUGAGGCAUCCUCCACUCCUGCCCCCACUCCCACCCCGCUUGAGGCACCCAAAGACGAUGAUAAAGUGGAGAAAAAAACUGAGGAGGAUAGACUCGCUGAUAGCAACGGGGAUAAGAUGCAGUGUCCAUUAAAUUACGCAGACAUCGUGAAGAAAGACCAGAGCAUAGCCGAGCCAGAGGCACCAGUCGAGAAGAUCAACGAGGUGACGACAGAAAAGAUUGAAGAGGCACCCAAGAGCCUUCCACCAUCUGUUCCAAUUGAGGUUUCUGUACCUGCAGCACCCGUCAUCACCGAGGAUGUUGCAUCAGUCACCAAAGCGAUUGAGGAAAUCGACAUCAAUGAGAAGGCAGUCGCAGCGGCAGUGAACGAGACCAUUGAAAGUGUCAAUACAAAUGAAAUAAUUGCCGACAUGAAUCACCAAAACACUCUGAACGAAUAAGCGCCGCUAAACGAAUUUGUAUUUUGGGAAGAAGAAACUUUUUUUUUCUCGUUAAAGCCAAAAAAAAAGUAUAUUAUAUAGAUAUGUAUAUUUGGACCAUUCCUGCAAACUAAACUGAAUAACAAUUUUUUUUUCGUUAAUGAGCAGCAACAGCAAAAACAAGAAAACACCAACGAACCCAUAAAUAACGACUGAUGUUGUUCAACAUCGACCAAGGGCAUGAGAACCAAUUCGUUCGUUUUUUAAUUUAAAGGAAAGGAAAAAACAAAUUUUAUUUCAAAAUUUGUAGGGCCUAUUAAUUGUACAAUUCGACAGGCAGGGGUGGUAGAGAGAUUUUUUUUCCAAAAUUAUCAGUUUAAUAACAAAUAAUUUUUUUAUCAAUCCACAAGUGAAGUUUUAGAACGUAGGAAGUUCAUUUGCCACAUUGUCGAUUGACUCAAUUAUCUCGAUUGUGCCGAGAUAAUUUUACACUGAAGAAAAUCAUCGGAAUGAACUUUUUGCGUUUUAUCUUAACUAGAAUUCAAACAAUUAAAAAAAAAAUGGAUAGGCAACAAAAGUAGCGCAGGCGAUGAAUUAAUUUCACGAAUCAACAUCUCAACAAACUAUUGACUGAAAUUAAAAACACGAACAUCGAUUGAUCAUCGAUUGCGAUCAAUCCCUGCAAAUUUGAAAAGACGAAAAAAAAAUAUGUAGAAAUUUUAAAAGUGUCAUUAAUUGUUAUUAAGAUAAUUCUAAUGGGAAAUAAAAAAAAUUAUUAAUGUAGCAGUGAGACGAGCGAUAAGAUUCGUGGGCGAAAGAAUUAAUUAAUUGAAAGAGCUGAUUGUAAGUGUGUUCUGUUUAAUUGGCUUGAAAUCAUCGUAUUUACCUCAUAAAAAAGAAAAUACUCAUAAAAAUAGGCAGGUGAAUACGUGUGCAUUAAAUACCCUUGGUGUCAAUAAUUGCCACGAAGAAUGAUCAAUUACCGAUGAAUUAAUGAACGAAGGGUCGAGCGGUAAAAGGGCGUGUGUGGAUUUUUUUUGUAAGUAAGAAAUGAAAAAUGUGCGAGAGACUGAAUGAUGGGGCAAUUAUCGACAAAUGAGGAUUAAGAAAUGAUAAAGGGUACUGAGCCAAUACGUGACACACUACAUUAAUUAUCAUUUUUUCGUGCUCGUGGAAUGAACAUUCGAUCGAAUAACUUCUGUUUUUAACGUUUUAAUUACGUAGAGAUGGUUGAAGGAGAUUAGUAAGAAAGUGUUUCCAUUAUCUCGUGAAUAUUCCAACAACUACUGGAUUCAGGGAACAAUGUCUCUCGAUAUUUUUCCCGAAAAUCCAAUGGUUUGAGAGAAAAUCACAAAAUAAACUGCAGCCUCCGAUCUCCAAGAACAAAACCACGAAACAUUAUCCAUCCCAUUAUUUAGCGAAUAUCUUUGAAACCAAUGGGUUGACGUGAAAAUAUCAGUAGUUUUCCUGAAAAUUCUGUUCUUCACAAAAAAAAUUGAUAUUUUCUCUUGAACUCCUCCAAAGUUAUCCGCCAAACGAAAUCUCCUUCUCCAAUUUCCCUACCAAGUCCCUUCCAACCCCUUGAUUCGUCCAAAUUUAUUAAUUUCCUUCAAUUCGUAAUUGCAAAGAGUUUACACUUCCACACUGCGAACACACGCACACUAAAACAAAAACUUUUUACAAGAAGAAGAAAAAAAACAUACGAUUACAGUAAGAGCGACGUAAGUGAUAUAUAAUCUAGACGUAGAAUGAAAAGAAAAACGAAGUUAAAAAAUCGUAUGUGUAAAUUCGACGUUCGAGGGGCUACUCCAUUAAGAAAGACACUUUGCCCAAUGACGAAAGCCUAUCGUAAUUUUAUGAUAAUCAUCCAAACCGAAAAGUGGGAAAGACAAACUAUCGCCUAAUUAAACAUAACGUGAAAAAAUAUGUCAAAAAUCGAUAAAAAUUAAAGUAACGAGACCCGCACAAUAUUUACCAUCCCCCCGAAAAUACAAAAAACUAAAUGAAUAAUACAUUUUUCAACGUUUUUACUACGAUGUUUCUACGUUUAUACGAAUCUUCAUGAGAAAAAAAAAA